Messenger RNA from Durusdinium trenchii, 1927 nucleotides. NCBI's taxonomy places the organism in Eukaryota, Dinophyceae, Suessiales, Symbiodiniaceae. The record is from the annotation of a GenBank genome assembly.
GGGAUACUGACUAUGCCAUACCAUGCCACAUUGCGCCAUUGCUUUGCCGAUGUCGAUAUGCUGGGAAGCUGGAUGCUGAAGGAAGAGAAAGUUGGGUGAAAUACUUUAUCUCUAUUCGUAUGGAUGACGGACGAUGUGGCCGAAGACGACGGACGAGGGCCAAGAAUGGGGAGCAUCUCAGAACGUCCACCCCUUCCUCCAGAUCUGCAGUUUCCUUGUGUCCGGCUCACAGAUUGCAGAAAAUGUCAGCAUCGACAUGAGGCCGCAAAUGCCCGUGUUGGAAGCAAAUCACCCCGGAAGCCGUUGGAUGUCAGAAGGCCCAUGCCAACUCCCCGUCGCUCUGCCAAGCACUCAUGCCAGAGUCCGGUCAGUCAAGACAAAGCUGAAGAAGUCCAGCCCUGCCAGCAAAUCAUGGAUCUACUCGCACUUUUUACAAAACGAAUACAAGGAUUCUUUUCAACACUGAUGGGGUUCAACCAUCCCCACAUGGACAGGCUUGAGAUUGCUCUACAGCAGCAGGUGAGGUCACUUGCUGAAGGGCUGAUGGCGGUGAUGACAAAGCAACGUGUUUUUCUCUCAAUCCGAUCUGCAGCAAGGGAGAAGAAACUUUGGGAUCUUUUGCGGAAGCGCCACGCUUCUUUCUUUGAACGUGGCCAGCAGCUGAAGGGAUAUGUAUCGGCUGCAUCUGAGGAGGCCGCUAUGAAGCAAGCUGCUCUUGCUUCAUGUGUGCUAGCGCGUGGACGUGCUGAGAAGGUCGGAGCAUUUGCGGCAAAGCUUCGGCAGGAUGCAUGCCUCCAGGCAGCUGCGUCAGCUUGCUGGCAGGGAUGGCGUCGCUUUGCUAGGACAAGGGCGCAAACAAGGAAAGCCGUCCGCACGUGCAGACCACAAACUUCAGAUUUCAAGGCACUGAGUUUGCAAUCAUCUUUUCUGCAUUGGCAGAGGGCCCGCAGCACAUCAGACCGCAACGAAUUGAACAAGAUGAAAGCCAGAGCUGCAAAAUCCCAAAGCUCAGUGGAGCUUUGCAAGGUCAGAGUAUUUCUGGACAUGGUGCUGAGAAGAUCGACAGCUACAGAGCGGUCCUACAAUUCUGUAAAGUGCUUGAUGGUGUGGCAGCUUUUUGCUGCACAGUCAAGAUUGCGUCGCUUGCAAGAGGGGGCCCAAGAGCUAUCAGAAAGCCUUCGCAAGCAUUUUCGCCAGAAUGUUUUCAAGCUUUGGAAUCGUCGUGCCCAGAAAGCUGUCGCCAAGGUUGCGUUUGCCCAUUGGCUCACAGAGACAGCUUGUUCCGCAGUAAGAACCUGCAGCAGCGCCGCAGCCUGGAAAGCAGCAUCGUUUGGUGCAAGAAUUGUGGAGAGACGGCGGGAACUUGGAUUUGGACAUGUUUGCUUUGUCCGAUGGGCUGCAUUUUGCAAGAUCAGCAGCGAGCUUCCGAGACCUUCAGCAGAAGCCCGGAGUACCUACGCUCAAGAAGUCAGCGCUAGCCCCCAUGAAGCUGCAUACCGUGGUGGUGACUUCAACCUCCCGUUUCAUCCCUUCCGCUUUGCCAAUCCAGGUGCAAGUUCCCAUCAGAGUGCUUACAAUUUCAUGGGUCACCACGAGGAGACUCACGCCAUGCCUCUUCCUUCGCACUUUACAGUGGCCAGGCCUUGGUCAGCCACAGACCCGAGAAUGGCCAAGUGUGAAGUUCCUCAGGGCCAAGGUCGCUGGCUGGAUGCAGAGUUGGUCUCUUACGUCAACGAAUCAUCGCAGGAGGUGCCUGAGGCAAUGAAGCACUGGUCUCUCGCAAGCCAGGCCUCAAUGUCUGAAGAAGGCUAUUUGAAGCUUCUGGACUUUCACCGUGAACGGGCCCGUGAAAAGCGCCGAAUGGGAAUAGGAUGACAAGUCGCCGAAUGUUUGUUGAAACGCAUGUUAGCACGAACCCGCGUCAGAC